UGCUUGUAGAAAGUCCCCUCUGUGGUAGCUACAGCGUUAAUAGUCCGGGAAGCCCCACCUCCACUACCACUUUUUAUGUUAAUUUCAGCGUGAUCUCUGCACGGACAGGAGGGAGCCGCUGAGUGCUGGAUCUGCUGCCUGCUGCUUCAUGUCGAUGAGGCUUCAGACAGACACAACCUGCCGCUGAAUCUCUGUCGGGACUUUUUUUUAUUUUUUUUAUUCUGUGUGAGCCGCGUCGUGUCUGUAUAAUGUCACCGCUGAGGACGCGCAGCUGAAUGUGAAUACUGAGGAUCCAGCCGGUAGUUAGAGGAGGUGAACGCACCUUGCAUCCAGCCAUGGGAGGUCAGAUCACCAGGAAUACCUUCUACGAUUCUCUUAACGGGCCAUUUCCCGCCACUUCACACCGAUGCCACCACAAGCCCAAGCGCUGCCUGCCCAUCCAACCGUGCGGAAGUCUGUCCUCCUUUCCUCUGCUCUUUCACCCCAGCACCAAGGGCUCGCAGAUCGUCAUGGACAUGUCCCAGAGGACCGUCAAGAGACAGGCCAGCUUCUGUAACGCCAUCACCUUCAGCAACAGACCGAUCGCUGUGUAUGAGCAGGUCCGGCUUAAGAUCACCAAAAAGCAGUGCUGCUGGAGCGGUGCUCUACGUCUUGGUUUUACAUCCAAAGACCCAUCGAGGAUCAACCCGGACACUUUGCCCAAGUACGCUUGCCCCGACCUGGUGUCCCAGAGCGGCUUCUGGGCCAAAGCCCUGCCAGAGGAGCUCUCCAAUGAGGGAAAUGUCAUCUCCUUCUGGGUGGACAAGAAGGGCCGGGUGUUUUACCGCAUCAACGACUCCAGCCCGAUGCUGUUCUUCAGCGGGGUGCAUGUCUCCGAGCCUCUGUGGGCUCUCAUAGACGUCUACGGCCUCACCAGGGGGGUCCAGCUGCUAGACAGCGAGAUGGUCCCCCUGGACUGCCUGCGUCCUCGUUCUUUUGCUGCCGCCCACCGGGCCUCCAUUCAGCGAAACGGUGAUGACCCUCGCCUCUCUAUCAGCCUGUGUGACCUGAGCCUGCAGCAGCAGGAGCCGCAUCUGGAGGAAGACGAUGAGGAAGAGGAGCGGCUGCAGCGCCUAAGCUCCGCCUCCUGCCAUGUGCCCCAAAACUCUCAGAACUCGCAGCAGUGCUCGCUGCUGCCCAGCCAUUUGGACACUGAUCUGCAUUUUCACUCAGUGCACGGCGUCCAUGUGACCGCGCUGGACAAGCACACGGUGGCGCGGCUGGAUCACCGCGGGGACGAUAGGACCCUGGUGUUCUCCAGCCGGCCGAUGCGCUGCUCAGAGACUGUGUUUGUGAAGGUGAAGGCAGGCGUCACGCGCCCUGGGUCACUCUCAUAUGGUGUAACGUCAUGUGACCCAGCCACACUGAGGCCCAGUGACCUCCCGUCCAACCCAGAGUCCCUGGUUGACCGUAAGGAAUUCUGGGCCGUGUGUCGGGUGGCGGUGCCGCUCCACAGUGGAGAUAUCCUGGGCUUUGUGGUAAACGCAGAAGGAGAGGUCAUGAUGAGCCAUAACGGCAUCAGUGCAGGGAUGCAGCUGUGUGUCGACAACUCCAGACCGCUCUGGAUGUUCUACGGUCUGCACGGCACCAUCACACAACUCAGGAUUUUAGGUUCAUCUCCGCAACCAGACCUUCGAGGCCCCUCAGUCCCCAGCUCCCCUUCCUGUACGCCCAACACUCCGACAAUGCUUUGCAGCGGAAACUCCGAGCCCAACCUCAACACACCAUUUAACAUCAACCUCAAUUCAAGCCUCAACUCCAGCUACUACACAGUCUUUUCCUCCUCCACAGGUACAACCCCAAGCUCUCCAUUCUCAAGCCAGCCAGAGUCCCCUACCUUCCCUCCCUGCUCGGGCUCAUGGAGUGACGAAUGCACCAUUUGCUACGAGAACGUAGUGGACACCGUCCUCUACGCCUGCGGACACAUGUGUCUCUGCUACACUUGUGGCCUCAAACUCAAAAAGAUGGCCAAUGCAUGCUGCCCCAUCUGCAGGAGGACAAUCAAAGACAUCAUCAAGACCUACCGGAGCACGUAGGCUUAUGUUGUAGACAAUGUGUCGCAUCGUCAGGUUCAAGAGGUCAUCGAAGCCAUGUAAGACUUUGUAAAGGUGAAUGCAGCACAAGUUAAAGCCCCACUUUGUGUGUGCAAUCUGGCUCAGGUACUUUAAACUCCAUCAUUAAAACAUUUUAUCUGUUUUGUCUAAUGUACAUCCCUGGAAAGCGUACAGCUCCUAACUGUAUCAUUUCAGUAAGAGUCCAGCAAUGAGAUUCAUCAUACAGUGUGAUCAACGGAAAUAAAGUAUGUGCUGCUGCAGGAGCUACAGAUAGGACCAUGACCUACUAUUGUCCCGCAACUCUGAUUUGUGCAUCUGUUGAAGAGAAAGAGUAAUCUGAAGAGGCAUCUGUCCUACUUCCUGCAGAGGAGCCCUUCAUUCUGCUGGUGAUAGCAUCGCUGCUAGCAAGUUUUACAAGGAGUAAAAUUGUCCAGAGCUGCGGAAGAAAGGAUGAGAAUAAAUAUGUGGUUUCACCAGCUGCUCCACCACUGCUUGUCGGAGUGCAUUGGGUCAAAAAGUGUUGUUUCAGAGUAAGAAUCAAUUCUCUGCUAAAUCUGAGAGAAAAUCAACACAAGCUUUAUUUGACAUCUCCUGAUGUUUCCAGAGGCCAGUGAGGAACGAAUAAAAAUAUUUUUGGGGGGUGAAAACUUUGCAGUAUAUCUGAAAUAAGCCAUUUUCAAUGCAUAGAAAAAGACUCCUCUUGCAAUAAACAAUGAAAUGCCAAAACCUAAAGGGUAAAGAAUAAAUAAAUGAAGCGUUUUGUUGGGUUUCUCACUACCUGCUGUGCUUCUGUGAAUUUUAGUCAGGGCGGGAUUGUGCGAAGGGUAAAAAAGUGUGACUGUUGUCACCAUAGAAGGUCACAGUUACUGUGAAUGAGGAUGUAAAUCAAUUGAGAGGGAGCAAGGGAGGAGGGAGAGGAGAGAGGAUGUUGUAUGUUUGGGACGAAGACAGGGGAGGAAGGUGCACUUUUUGCUGCGUGUCUGCACAUCGUUUCAGUGCAAAGCAAGUCACUCAGGCACACCCCAUACAUCACAAGUUUGUAUGAAAGCCUGUAAAAUGUGGGACUUGCAUGAGUUGCCUGUCCUACUUCUCAGCGGCCGCAGUAAGCCGACUGGAUGCUGUGAUUGGACAAAAGUCGUCCAAAUAAACAUUAGUGGGCAGCAAAGUAUUUUUAAAAUGCUGAACGAGCACAUAAGGAUGACGAAUCAACCCCUUCAUCAUCGCAAGAAACAUUAAAUCCCAUUAUAAUUCACAGAUGGCUUCGCUUACUUCAGGUUACACACUCUUCUUUCAUAUGUACAUUAAAAUAAAACAUGAAUAUUUGCUUUCAGUGAUGGCGUACUUCGGCACACUGUGGAGAAAAAAAAUCACAGUGACAAGGAUGUAGCUUGUUAUUGUGGGACAUUGUGAGACUUUUCAUUUGCAUAUCAGUUUCUGAGUGCUGCUCUCCGUCUGUAAAAGCAAACUCCAAGGACAUUUUCACUCGACUAAUCUCAUGCAAUAUGUACUGCUUUGAAUUGUUAAGAAAUACAAGCUAUUUUCAGGUGUUAUUCUGGCCUCGCUGAAACAUUACUCAGUAAUUUGUAAAGUAGUAAGUGCUGAUUUAUUUUUGUUUUCAAGGUGUUGGAGCUCGUCAUUUUGCCGCUGUGGAGGGAAAAUUAGCAGUUGUGUUGUGCAACGUUUUGAGUCACAGUUAAGUUUUCUUGUGUGCCUUUAAAAAGAGAAGUCUGGACAAACUUUUGGUCUUUCAGGCUCCUCACUGUGAAAACCACAAGGUUCAUAUUCAUCUUAAAGUCCCUCAUACAGUAUGUGGUUGUGAUAUCUCUGAUAUGAGCAGAUUUAACCACACAACCUACCAAUACAAACAUUUCAGUGUGCUUAAUAUCAGUGUGUGAAUUUAUUCACUGCUUAAGAUGACAUGUUUAAGUAUCGCCUUGUCCCCUCGGCCACUGCAUUUUAUAAUACUGGAAUUUUGUUGUGCUUGAGACGCUCAGCCUUUUACAUUUCUACCUGUCUUUGUUUUUCUUCCUGACCAAAUAUGACCUAGCAGAAAUAUCACAUUUGUGAAACAUUUUUUGAUAGAAAAAUGGUAUUGAUGAGUGUAAUAUUAACUGUACAUUAUGAGGUUUAUUUAUUUUGUCAAUGCUACUCUAAAGAAGUAUCACUGUUUGUUUCAUAUGUAUGGCUAUAGUGUCCAAAAAGUAAGAAUAGUGUUUAUUUUAUUGUUUCAUAGUUUAAGAUUAUAGAAAACCUUAUUCACCCUGAAAGGCUCUGUGGAUCUGUCAGCUGAUAUUCACUUAAAGGAACAGUUUGACAUUUUGGGAAAUAAGUUAGAGAGAGUUAGAUGACAAAAUCAAGCAUAUUGUACCAAACUACAAUUUCGAUGUACUUGAAUUUCCAAAUGAUAUUACUUUAUAGUUCUACUCCACAAGAUAAAUAUUGUAAUUUUUACUUUCCUCUAGACACACAAAUGCAUCAGUAAUAGGUAGGAGAAUUGUAUAUAAUAUAGAGCUGGCCUAUAUGUCAAUAUAUAUCAUAUAUAGCAAUAUAAAAUGUCUCCAUCAUAUAUAGUUUUUCCUAUUUUUUUCUUGUAAUGCCAAGAAUAUUUACAUCAUUUGGUCAAAGAUUUCAUUUCCAACCCUUGCACAAGGGAGCGAACCAUAGCACUGUUUUUGCCUGUUAUGUUAAUUUUGCACUAGGGAUCUUAAUACAACCUUGAUUUUAAAAACAGAAUGUGAUCAUUUGCUAAUCUUUUUUGACACAUAUUCAAUUGAAAACUGCACAACGACAGUAUAUUUUAUUAUCAACAGAAUCUGCACCAAACACCACACAGACAAAGUUAGUGACCAGCUGAAUAUAUUUCAGCAUUUAGCAGAAAAUUUUUUUUUUGACCAAAAACAGAGCUCAAAUAUGAUGCCAAAGCCAGCAGGUGCUUCAAUUAGCAUGAAGCUAAAAACAGCUAACUGACUUUUCUGACCAAGUCUGGUGCAAAACCCCAGCCAUUCAUUUCUCCGUAGAGGAGGCGGGGUUCACGAUCCUCCAGAGCCGUUUAUUGGGCGCUACGAAUGUCUAUCAAAAGCGUCUGUACGUAGCUCUUAGCCAAUUGUAUCAGUUAUACCAGAUGACACAUGUAGAGCGACAGAAAUUUAUGUUUACAUAGCAAGACUAGCCCAUCUCUACUUUGAGACUAAAAUGCUUCUCCAGUUCUCGCUUUCUGCAAGAUUAUUUAUUUUUACUCCACUGAUUUUAUGGGCAAUAGACAAGCUGCUGCGGGAUCACCGGCGUUACAGCAGUGAGCAGUAGCGGAGCUAGUUGGUAGAUUAGGCAUUUGCCAAAUCCUGUCGGAAGCAGGCUAGCUGUUUUUGUAUUUAAGCUAAGCUAACUGGAUGCUAGCUCUGGCCACAUACUGGGUAAGCAUGAGAGUCACAGCGGUCUUUUUAUCUAACUCUUUAGCUGAGACAAAUAAGCGUAGUUCCCAAAAUGUCAAACAUUUCCUCAAAUGCCAUAUACUAAAUAAUAAUAUUAAAAGGGAAUAAAAUGUGUAAAGUUGGUAUUGGUUACCUAUUUGUUAAUAAAAUGAUGUUUGUACUACUUGUGCAUAUUUAAAUUCUAUCUUAUUUUGUAGUGAAACAGGCGUAAAUUGUUCACGUGAUCAUAAUUCUAACAGCCUGGUUUUCAAAUGUGACCAAUUCUUAGCAGUUUGAACGUAACAAAACCAGCAAGUAAGCGAAUAUGGGCAUUUUUGGACAAGAAAAUCAGCUCCUAACUUGGGUUUCCUGGGCUUUGGGAUUUCUACCUGUUGUUAAAAACAUUCUUAAUGAUGGUUUAAUUAUGUUCAGUUCAUUAAAUAAAGUUUAAGUCUGAA
Messenger RNA from Centropristis striata (black sea bass), 5958 nucleotides. It is a transcript of the gene neurl1ab, whose product is annotated as neuralized E3 ubiquitin protein ligase 1Ab. Gene Ontology annotation, biological process: nervous system development; negative regulation of Notch signaling pathway. The coding region runs from base 336 to 2075 and encodes 579 amino acids. NCBI's taxonomy places the organism in Eukaryota, Metazoa, Chordata, Actinopteri, Perciformes, Serranidae. The record is from RefSeq and is a predicted model, not a curated record. Gene Ontology annotation, cellular component: plasma membrane; postsynaptic density. Gene Ontology annotation, molecular function: ubiquitin protein ligase activity. The transcript is spliced from 6 exons.